AAACACUACAGAAAUUUCAAAAGCAGAAAAACAUUCAAACCAAAACAUUUCAAUUUCCCAACUUUAACUCCCACCGACACUGCCUUUUCCUAAUACCAAAAACAAGCACAUUGGUCCCACUGCCCCUCAAUCAAAAGCUUCUUUUCUACUCUUUACUUAAUCUAAUCAACUUCCUAAUUUAUUUAAAAGCAAAUACCAUCUUCAUCUUCCUUCUUCAUUCAUCCAUUCUUUCUUUUUUUUUUUUUUUCUGUGGUUUUUUGUGCUUUAGCACUUCUUAAAGAUGCUUCCUCUUCCACCUGCACCUCCACAAACACCUCCUUUUUCAACCCCACCACAAAGGCAUGCCACGCCAGUAUCUCUGAAUCAGAUUAUCAUAUCAAAACCGGCAAUGAAUCUAGCAACACCAGUACCUAAGAAGCCAAAUAGUGACACAGAAAAGCUAAUAAAGCACACGAUACUCAGGCAAACUCAGCCUCGCAAGACCAACCCUUUAAUAUGGUGCGGUGCUAUUUUCUGUCUUAUAUUUAGUCUCCUCCUUAUUUUCUUUGGAAUUGCAACUUUAAUCAUCUUCCUUGUUGUAAGACCAAAAAUCCCAUUGUUUGACAUCCCCAAUGCUAACCUUAACGCCAUCUACUUCGACUCACCAGAAUACUUCAACGGUGACUUCAUUUUCCUAGCAAACUUCUCCAACCCGAAUCGGAAAAUUGAUGUAAGAUUCGAGUAUUUGGAUCUAGAGCUCUACUUUUCUGACAGGCUCAUAUCAACUCAAGCUCUACAGCCUUUCACUCAAAGACCUGGAGAAACAAGGUUGGAAUCAAUUCACCUGGUAUCAAGCUUGGUUUAUUUGCCUCAGAAUCACGCUCAUGAACUUCGAACACAGGUUCAAAGCAACAAGGUUAACUACAACAUGAGAGGGACUUUUAAAGUUAGAGCCACGCUGGGUAUGAUCCAUUUUUCCUACUGGUUGCAUAGUAGAUGCCAGUUGCAGAUGACAGGUCCACCAACUGGUGCUUUAGUUGCCAGAAGUUGCAGAACAAAGAGAUGAAAAUUUAUGAUACAUAAUUUCUUUUUAUCUUUUUUUCUCCUUCAAUUUCUUCUGUUUAGGUUUAAGUACUAAUGGAAUUUCUGGAGCGUAAACAAAUAUUUGACUAUAUAUCA
Ziziphus jujuba (common jujube) is the source of this 1158-nucleotide messenger RNA. RefSeq lists its product as uncharacterized. Gene Ontology annotation, cellular component: plasma membrane. The record is from RefSeq and is a predicted model, not a curated record. The transcript has a single exon. The coding region runs from base 281 to 1045 and encodes 254 amino acids. NCBI's taxonomy places the organism in Eukaryota, Viridiplantae, Streptophyta, Magnoliopsida, Rosales, Rhamnaceae.